Molecule: messenger RNA, 3986 nt
Organism: Planococcus citri (citrus mealybug)
Lineage: Eukaryota; Metazoa; Arthropoda; Insecta; Hemiptera; Pseudococcidae
Exons: 19
Coding region: 200-3886 (1228 amino acids)
Molecular function (GO): protein binding
Source: RefSeq, a predicted model, not a curated record
CAUAAACCCUGUAACGCGAAUAAUACACAUUAUCAUUUCAUUAAACUCGUUUAAUCUCGUACACGCCGCCAAACGAGACGGUAAAUACGAGUAUGUUUUUGUUCAGAUUUACGGAAAGUUUUCGCGAAUACGAGCGCAGGUGAUUGGAGUUUUUUCACCGGUUUCGGGACAAUGGUCGUUUUACUCAAUCAUUCCAAUCAUGACAACGGAUAAGGCGACGGAGAAAAAAUUAAUGCCUGGUGUUUCAUACACUUACGUGACACGUCCGAAAGUUCUAUGUCACAGUAGCGGUAAAAUUAGAAAUAUUCUGCGAAGUGGAAACGUGGAAAAAGUGGAAAAAUUGAUCAAAGAGGGCUACGGGCAUAAAUUGAUCGGAGAAACAUCGCCUUUUCCCAAAAUUAAAGUUCUAUUAAAAGCAGUACCUUUUUACAUGGCUCGGAUUGAUAUGCUGCACGAGGCUGUAGUAAAAGGACAAUUACGAGAUGUUCAAAUGCUACUCAACACAACAUCUACCGCUUGCUCAGUUCUGAAAACCAAACCCGAAAAUUUAGCCUUAAGUAAAGAUUCGACUGGAACCGGUCUUCUUCAUAAAGCUGUUUUUUACGAUUACUUCGAUAUCAUCGAAUGGUUGGCUAAAAACUAUCCUGCCACGAUUCACAGUCGAGAUAAGUUAGGAAGGAUUCCACUUCAUUAUGUGAAUUCAACCUCGGACCCGGAUAAAAUAUGGGAUUUAUUGGUUGGCUUGGGAUCUGAUGUGAAUGCGGAAGACCACCAAGGCAAAACACCACUUUAUUUUUUGACAAACGAAACCGAAGUUCAAUUACCAGAUAAAGUGUUAAAUGUGCACAAACCACAAAUAACUGAAACAAACACGAUAAAAUCUUCGAAUAUACGUAUUUGGAUACAUGACCAAGAUUUAAAUAAACUACAACAGGUCAUUUGGGACGGUCAAGGAGACAAACUAAAAACCGAAACGAGCAAUAAACGUUUAAUGAAAAAAUUCCUCAAUGGUGUACCUCAUAUAAUGAGCGUGAUUCAGGAAGUCCAUAGAGCAACGAUUACAAAUGAAAUCAACAAAUUGAAGUUAAACUCUAGAAAUCCAAUUCCAGCGGUGAUACUGAGUAGCAAAGAUGCCAAAGGAGUUACUCCACUUCAUAAAGCAGCAGGAUUAGGUCAUGAUGGAAUAGUAAACUAUAUUCUGAGUAGGUACCCAGAAGCAAUUCACAUUUACGAUAACGAUGGUCGAACAGCAUUACAUUAUGCAGCUUCUUUCAACAAAGAUGACAUUUAUGACCUACUUUUGAAAUUCGGAGCAAAUGAAAACAUCAUCGACAAAUUUGGCAGAAGUGCAAAAUGCUAUCAAUGCAGACAGAAUGAUAUAGAUACAGAUGUACUUUACGAAAUUCCAACAGCUCCUAGAACAGGAGUGGCCACAGGAUAUCCUUCGUCUUGGGAUUGGAGCAUCCUUAGCGAUUCCGAUUCGAUAAAUAAUCUCAAUGAAAAGAUACCUAGUGCUAGAAUUCUUCAUAACACGGUGAAUAAAAAGGACGAAACUUCAAAUAACCUACAAAUCAAUUAUGAAAAUCCGAAAAAGUUCAAGACGAAUUCCUACGAUAGUUCAAACAUAGAAAACGAUAGCGUACCAGUAAUUGAAGAAGCAUUUACAACAGCCUCGAUUCCUGAAGCUAAUUCUGAACAAGAAAUCAAAGACAUAAAUCAUAAUGUUACUCGUGAAAACGAAACUCGCCCAGAUUUAAUCACCGAACCAGUGCAAGAAUUUACUAGAGAUGAACAAAAUUUAGAAGACACUUCACAGCCUGAUUUGCAAUCACAAAUCGUAACUGAAAACUCUCUACUAAACAAUGAAGACGAUCAAGUUACAGAUGAUUUAAUAAUACUUCAUAGCGAAUUCGACGAAAUCGUUGAUAAUUACGAAAGUGUAAUAGAAGAAGAAUUUAUUGAUACAACUCUGCUGAAGAAAAAGUUGAACGUUGAUCAUAAAGUAAAACAAAUAAUGCAACAGAAGAAUUUUGACGAAAUAGGUAAUUUUAUAUUGCAAGGCUGUGGAGAAUUUUUAUUAAAUGAAAAAAGCUCGUAUCCCGAAAUUCAAGAAUUUAUCAACAAUUUACCAAUUUAUUUAAAAAAAAUUGAGCUGAUACAUCACUGUUGUGAAAUUGGUAAUUUAGAAGAAUUGCAAAAAUACCUAGAUCGUCGAAAAUUGGCUGUAGUACGUGAAAAUAAAACUGGUUUAUAUCUCACUCCUUUACAUGUGGCUGUGAUAAAUAAUCAUCGGGAUAUUGCUCGAUAUUUGGGAGGAAGAUUUCCCGAAACGUUUAAAGUGAUCGAUAAAUUUGGCAGAACACCUUUACAUUUUGCCAGCAUCCAUCCGAAAGGAUCAUACAUUUACAAUAUGUUGUUGACUUUGGGAGCUGAUAAAUAUGUCAAAGAUUGUAAUGACAGAACCCCAGAGUACUAUUACCAGAAUAAAAACGAAGCUAGAUAUAAUCAAUUAUUUGAUAUUAUUCAAAAAUCCAAAAAGAAUACUUCUAAAGGACUGGAGAAAAUCGAAGAAGAAUUCAAUUCAAUGUCGGAACCAGAAAAAGAACACUUUAUUCCAGAAUCAGAAUUGGACAAACCAGAUCACGAAUUACCAUCUGGAAGACUUGGGACAGCAAUUCGAACCGGAUUAUCAGCAAUCGCAAGCGAAAGGCCACCUAAACCAAUCAAAUUUUUAGCCAAUUAUUUGAAUAAUUACGACGAUGAACCUACAGUUUUAAAAGACGAGCCAGUAACGCCACCAGUCAUUGAAAACACCCCAUCACAAUCUGAUGAACUUGAAAUAAAUCAAACAGAUCCCCAACCUGAAGAAAACAUUCCAGACGCUUCAUCUCCUGUAGAAAUUCCAACCAUUGACGUAGAAAAUCAGGAAAUCCCAUCUCUUCCCCAGAAACAGGAAUUGCAGACUGUUCGAAAGGAAAAUGAAAAAGAUGAAGAAGAAACUAGGUCAUCUGAAGAUGAAAAAAAAGCACCGAAUCGGAAAAAUUCUAUAAUCAACUACAAAGAAGAAAUCAACAACCAGUUUCAACCAAUAAGUAGAGAUAAACAUGGUCAAAGUAUGUUACAUUUUGCUGCAGCCAGCAGACAUAGUAGAAAUGCAUUGCUACAGACGCUGCAAGAGCUAGAUGCAAAUAUUUCCCAGAGAGAUGAAUUGUACAGAACUGCCAGAGACAUCGCUGUGUUUUCUCAACUUUAUGACAAUGUUAAAGCUAUCGACGAUUAUGUUUUCCAUUUGGCAGUAAAUGGGCAAACAGAUAAAAUCUUACAACUCUUAUUAGACGGAUACGAUCAUAUUUUGGAGCUUGAAACAGAAGAAAACGUAAUGGAUGUGGUGAAAAGCAGAAAUCACGAAAAAACUUUACAUAUUUUACAGACUAUAAAUAUUUUUGAGGAAAUAAGAGAAGAUCUCCAUGCUGCGAUAAGAAUCGGAAAUAAACUUCGAGUACAAGAAAUAUUCAAUAAAUGUGGAAGGGACGCUAAACUAAUGGCCAUUUGUAAAAACGAUGCAUCCAGAUGCAGUCUUCAUAUUUCUGUUUUAACUCAACAUAAAGACAUCGUAAAAUACAUCGUGAAGAAAUAUCCGAAAACCAUUCACAUAGGAGAUAACCUCGAACGUACUCCUCUACAUUAUGCAAUGGGAUUGAAAUCGGUGGAAGAAUUGAGUCGAAUUUUAAUAGAUGCAGGAGCUACUCGUGUGGUGAAAGAUUUGAAAGGACGGCAGCCCAGCUAUUAUUUCAUGAACAAUGCUGAAAUACUACAAAUACAGCAAGAAGAAAUUUAUCUCAGUGAUCAGCAAACUCGCCGAAAUAUUAUGAAAAAUGGCCGUUGAAUGGGCAUUGCUACGACGCUAUCUUAAAAAGUUUAGGUUUUACAGCUAUGUACUUCCAUGUGUUGUUAUAGUUUUUUAAAUAAAAUAUUUCAAAUCAGUA